UGAUAAGACCUUUGAAAAUUGGAAUUAUUUAUUUUAGAACGUCUCAUGUAACAAAUUUUACUAUCAGUUUGUAGUUGUGUUGUAGAUGUUUUAACAUUGCUAUUAAUAUGGCGGAGAAGGAAGGACAGUCAGGUGAUAAGGGAAACAACAACAAUGACCAGACAAGCCAGAUAUCCGAUCAAGAGCGAGAUCUAGCACAGACUGCACUAGCUGAAUUCAACAAAGGCAAUUAUAACGCCUGCCUCCAGAAUCUGAGUAAACUGGAAUCGUGCCGGCCAAAUGAUGUUAAAGUAGUACACAACAGAGCCGUGGCUGAAUACUACAGAAGUGAACUAAAGAAGACUGAUCUCUUCAGAAAGAACUUGAACCAAGUGUGUCAGCAGGCACAUGUGAAUACUGAUGAUCUAGACAGCCUAGAAGAUGUAGAACAUUGUGUUCUGUACUACAACCAAGCUGUUAUACUCUACCACCUCCAACAGCACCAUGCAGCUCUUAGAAUUAUGAACAAGGUGUUUGUGUUCAUUGAACCUAUGGAGGAAGGGCUGGCACACCGUGUGUGUCUGUUGCUGAUAGAGCUACACCUCAGCACCCAGCAGCCAGAGAAAGCUCUGUCACUGAUAGCUUACAUUGAGAACCAGUUUGUAUCCACAGACAAUGCCACCAAGAUGAUUGGAGACAAGGAACUCAAGAAUCUGGAAAAGGAACACCAGGAGAGGGCGCCAGUAACAUUGGAUGCAGCAACCGAUGCCUUCAGAUUGAAGCUUCUUCAGUAUAGAGCCCGUUGCUACCUCAGCACUUGUGCACUCAAGGCCUGCAAGCGGGAAAUAAAGAGUAUCAUUACGUCUGCAAACCCUGUUACUUCGAAUCUAGCCCCAGUCUUUCUUAAAGGCAACUUGGAGUAUCUGAGAGGAAAUUACAAGAAGUCAAUCAAAGUGCUUACUUCCAUACCUCUGAACAACUCCCUCAACAUAUUCAAAGAAUCAGGAGAAUCACCAUCUGUACUGUUUUAUAACAAUAUGGGUUGCCUGCACCAUUACAUGGCCAAACCAAACCUGGCUGCUUUCUAUCUGCAGAAGGCUCUUCAGGAGAACGGAGUAGCUCUCAACGCCUUCCCGAAGCCAGAACAGGGCGAGAUGCUGUCAGGGAGACCACUGUUCUGUGUGGGUGGCAGCAAGGCACCAAGCCUCAUGUAUAACCUGGGUGUAGCUCUGCUGCAUGGAGGCAAGCCUACACAAGCCUUCGACUGUCUCAUUGAGGCGGUGCAGGUCUACCACACAAACCCUCGGUUAUGGCUACGACUUGCCGAGUGUUGCAUUAUGGCUCACAAACAGAGCAAUGCAGGUAGCUUUGACUUUAGCGCUCGAAGGAAAGAUCUUAUUCAAGGAGUGAUUGCAGGAGGUGUUCACAGGAAAAUCAUUUUAAAUCCUAACAUCUGGAAAGAUUCUAAAUACAGUUGUGAGGCGCAGUCGUAUGCCAUCCCAAUGGUCAGCCUGGAGUUCAGCUCACUGUGCUUGAGGAAUGCUUUGCUUCUGCUCCCGACCACAGGAGGUGAGGGAGGUCCACCCGUCAUGGCUCCUCCCUCUCCCCCAGUGGACCCGCGCCAGGUGCCCUACCUGCGUGCCUGUGUGCUAGCUGCGAGUGCCUACGUCGCGCUGUGUCUCGGCGACCCGGUCAUCGCAUUGGAACAUGCCAAAGCUCUGCUGGUACAAACCAACCUCUCUGGAGUGCACAAGUUACUGGGGCGACUGUAUGCAGGUGAGGCUUACGUGCUGCUGGAUCGUGUGGGGCAAGCUGUGGAAAUGUUGAGUCCAGAGUCAGUAGCAGACAUUGUUGACCCUUGCAUUCGCCCGCUGCGUCCCUGGUUCCCCCAAUCGACUAAUACAGCCCGAGCAGUCCUGCAGUAUAACCUGGCUGUGGCACUGGCACUGCGUGGUGAACUCGAUAAGGCUGGUGAUAUGCUCAAACAGGUGUGGAAAUCAAAAAGCCCAACAUGUGAUGUCCCAAUACAUGUCAUAGCCCUGGCCCUGUACAUAGAACUGCUUCUGGGUCAUACAGACAUCGCAAGGAACAUUAUCAAACAGAAUUGUCCACAACUUCAGCGAUGAAUUUAUACUAGCUCGUCCCACAUCUGUGAUAUUUUCAAGACUUAUCAGCACAAACCUUUAUCUCUAAGCUGAACAAUUCUUUUAUGGGAGUCUAGAAAGAGAUUCAUCAAAUUCAAUUUAAGUUGAUUCAAAGAAAUUGUCUAGAUACAGUUAUUUCUUCAUUUAGUUUUAGUUAAAAACCUGAUCAUUCUUGAUUCAUCAUUGUGUUAUAUGUAUUAUUUAAAUAUAUUUUAGAUGUUCUGUUGGGCCUUGAGUGCUGGGUGUUUAAGUAACUUUGUUUUGUUGUACUAUGCUAAAGUGCUGGCUGCUUUUAAAUAGGUGUAUUCAAAAAUGUUGCUAUUUUUAGUGUUUUGUAAUGCUUUUAUUUAAUUAGUUAUAGUGAAGAAAGUUUUUUUACUAGACAAUUAAUCACACAUGUACUAUAAAAAUAACAUUUGAUUUAAUAUUGACAUAUUUCAAGUCAAAACCUUGUUUAUAAACGUAAAAUACUAUUUAAUUAAUUUUAAAUGAUAAAGUUCUAGAUUUAUAUAUUUAUAAACAUUUUAAUUUAAAAUUAGUCUUUUACAUUUAAAAAAUUAUUUUUACUAUAGCAGAAUUCACAAGAAUGGUAACAUAAAUGCAAAGAAGAGAAAAUGAAUAUUAUUAAUAAUUCCCUAAAAUAAUAUAAUAGUUUAAUCUAUAUAAAUUAACUGCCAAAAACGUUUAUUUACAGAUGAACUAACUUAAAGUACCUCAACAAUAAAUUACCAAAUUUCAAGGCAGAGUUAAUAUAUACACUUUAAAGAAUUUCCUACAAUUAAUUGCCAUUCACUUUGUUUCAGUUACUGUUGACAUUUGAUAAACAAUUAACAUUAGAAUUGCUGUUUGUCUUUCAGAUAGAAAUCUCAAUUAUUUAAAUUGAAUCACAGAAGUCAGGUGCAGUCAUAUUGAUUUUUCUAUCAGUUACUCUAUUAAUGUUUUAUUUACUCUAGGUGUCUCAAAGGUAAUGUUUGCAAUAUGUUUACAAAUACGUAUUUCAUCUUAUUUGAACUAAUUUUACUUUAACUAUUUGUACCUUUUAAACUCAUUGUGUAUUAAUUUUGGUAAUGAAUAAUUUAAUAUACUUUAAUUUACAAGGUGACGUUGCUUUAACUAACAUAGAUGUAACAUACAACUAUCUAAAAAAAAUUAACAAAUAUUUAAAUAUGUUAGUUGUAUUGGAUUCAUAUUUUUUACUAAAAUAAUAUAAAAAAUAUUAUAAAAUGUAGGAAAUCAAACAUGGAUCACGAAAUAAAAUCUAAAAAAAAGCAUAUACUGUAUUAGUUUAAAAAAUUAUCAGAUUUUUGAGUGGGGCACUCAGGACAACAAUUUUUAGUCUCAAAUUAAUAAAACUAUUUUAAAGCUAAAUAUUAAUGUAAAACAAUUAAAGAGUUCUGUCAUUAAAUUCAUAUUUUUAAUAACAUCCUUCAAGGAAUAUUAACUCUUAAACUUGAAUUUUUCGUCACAUAAAAUUGUUAAUAUCUCACUGAAAUGACUUCAGAUGUUACCAAAGUUUGAUGAUGAUGUGAUGUCUGAGUUUAGUCAAAUGAAUGGACAUGUUUGUUAGAGUUUUAAUCACUUCAUAUAGUCUCACUGAACCAUCAAAUUCAGCUGCGAUUUAGAUCAAGCUACCCUUAAAAAUAUUUCUCCAUACUUUUGUUGUGAUGGUGGUGCACCUUACCUUGGUGGUAGUACCACCAAUUCCUAACUCAUUUGUCUACAGAAUCUAAAGAGUUCAUGGUCUCCACAUGUGAAGCUGGGUUACAAAAAGUACUGCUAUCAGAGCCCUUUUAAAAAUUUUCAAUAAAAACUCAACUCACGAGUUACCUGUGAACUCUACAAGGGUUUCAGAUUAAUUUCACAGUGUUGUCAUCAGUAGAGCAUCUUGUGUUUAUUGACAGGGCUGGAAAAGUGAAAAUAAUAUUUCAAAAGUGUUGAGCUUUGAUCCCUUAUCUCCAGCAUUUCAUUACAAAAAAUCAACUCUCCUGGCAUGAUACCUUUGAACAGCAGAUGGACAACUUGAACCCUACAGGGAUGAAGUAUAGAUCUUGAUGCAAAUCCUGUGCAAAAGUUAAUAAAAGUUUUCAGUUCCAGAGCUUGCUUCCUUGCAGACUUUGAAUAAUAGCAAUUCUAUACCAUAUUAAGUCAUGGGCACUGUUGUAACUGCUCCCAAUACUUUUUGCUUCAGUGAGGCUGUAUUUCUUAAUAUUCUCAUUUUCAAUAUAAGAUAAAUAUAUUUUUUCCCAGUAUUUAAAUAAUUUUAAAUAGUCUUUGUGGUGAUCCAAUUAAAUUGUUUUUUUAGCACUAAUUAAAAAUGUGUUAUGUUUAAGGACUUACUAAGCUUUCUUAAAUAAUAUAGUCCAAAAGUAUUAUGAACACAACAGUUGUUUCAUUGUUGCAAUUAUUGUAACAAGUUGCUAGCUAAAACAAAUUGUUUGGUUCUCACUCACCUAACUUUUUUAA
This is a messenger RNA of Homalodisca vitripennis (glassy-winged sharpshooter), 4586 nucleotides long. It is a transcript of the gene Not10, whose product is annotated as CCR4-NOT transcription complex subunit 10-B. The coding region runs from base 108 to 2105 and encodes 665 amino acids. The record is from RefSeq and is a predicted model, not a curated record. The transcript is spliced from 13 exons. Gene Ontology annotation, biological process: mRNA catabolic process; negative regulation of translation. Gene Ontology annotation, molecular function: identical protein binding. Lineage: Eukaryota; Metazoa; Arthropoda; Insecta; Hemiptera; Cicadellidae. Gene Ontology annotation, cellular component: CCR4-NOT complex.